GACGAGCGCCAGAGGAAAAUUCAUUAAAAUAAGACGAUUUCGAUAGGUGUCUGCGAGAGUUGGCCAGAAAAACACACAGAAUACAAAAUCGUAGAAGACUGCAGGAACUACGAGUACUAAAAAGAGAAAGAGAGACUCGUCAAUGUGGAAUUUGGAAACGUUGCGGCAUUUUUCAGUAUAAUUUCGAACGUGGCCGUCGUCUGACAGACGCAGCUGAGGCGUGUACUUUUCUUUUCACUUUUGUUGUUGUAUUUUGUAAACAGAAAUACACUCGUACUCACCGGAAAAUAUCAUCGACAACAACAACAACAGCAUACAUAGUACUGCAACACGAGGAACACAAAUAUCUCUAAAGUGACGACAGAGCGGGGAAAAUAAACUACUAUAGAAAAAUAAUGUCAUAGGACAGUUGUGUGUUAACAGUUCCGUAACGUGUCGCGUAAGGAGAUAACAAAAUAUAGAAAAAUAGAAAUUUAAAUAUUAUAUGAAAAUAUGUCAAAGUACGAGUAAUUUAUAGAAAUAUAUACACAACUGAUUCUACAUGCCCAGGAACAUAUGCAAAAGCACUUUUGAUUCCGUCGAGUGCUGAGUGAACAAGUUAAAAAUACAAAGAACGCAUUGCUAAGUAAAAUCCAUAUGAGAAUUUUCCAUAAACCAACCAAAAGACCAAUGCGUCAAUUAAAUUGAAAACAAAAAGAAACAAAAAACGAGAAAAACGCGUAUAUUUCCAUUAAAUUCUAUUUAUGUAUAAAUAGUGUGGCAAGUGGUUUGGUUUGCUGUGCUGUGCUGUGCUGUGCUGUUUUGAUUUUAUUGCUGUUUGCUGUUUGUUGCUUGGUGUUCAGUAUUCGAUUUGAAUUGCUUUGAUUUCUCCGCAAUACACAACUAAAGAAAACAUCAACUGAAAUGCAGUAUUUACUUUGGUUUGGCGCGCUCGUCACUCUGCUGGCCACAGCUUACGCCAUCAGAUGCUAUUCAUGCGAGUCCGUCUACGAGGCGAGUUGCGGUGAGAAUUUUCGUAUUGAGAAUCAUUUCAAAUACGAUUGCGCCUUCAUAGCCCCGCCCCGUUUUCUGGAGAACGAGCUGUCCAACAAGAAUGCGACGGCAUGCCUCAAGCGUGUUUUCCGCGAAAAUGGCGUCAACAAAUUUGUGCGCGGCUGUUACUUUGGCGAGGUCAACGAGACGGAUAUUGGCUGCAAACUGGAUCCCACACUGACCGCAGUCCAAAACGCCAGUUGUCACGUGUGCAACAAUGAAAACUUUUGCAAUGCUGCAAUUCGAAUGGCGACGAGGGAGACAUGGAAGCUGCCUGCACUUGGAGUCCUCAUUGCGGCAGCGCUGCAGUUGGUGUAUGCACGCUGAUGUACAACAGGACGUAUGAUUAACGUGUUUAGUAUUAGGCAUUAGUUGUAGCUGGUGUUUGUAAUGAAAAUGGCCAUGGGCAAACACAAAUUGAUGUCAGCUAAUAAAAACUAUACCAUAUUAAUGUAGCACGAAAUUUGUUUAUUUACUUAUCCGCAAACACUGGACGCAGGCGCGAUGACAGAGGAAUGAACAAGGGCGCGACGAUGAUGACGACGACGAAGACGACGACGACGCCUCCGCACACACAAUGGACUGCGAUUUUUCACCCAUUUCAUGUUUCAUGUCAACGGACAUUUAUUUUUGGCUAUCAAAAUGCCGCUCAUUCCAUUUCAAUUUCGUACACUCUCGAGUGUAGACGCGCUCAGCCAAAUGAAAACCAAAUGUGUUAUAUGGAAAACAACAGACAACACGAACAACGAAACAACGAACUACAUACAAGCAACGAAAAACAAAAAAAAAACAAAA
Drosophila sulfurigaster albostrigata is the source of this 1827-nucleotide messenger RNA. RefSeq lists its product as uncharacterized. Lineage: Eukaryota; Metazoa; Arthropoda; Insecta; Diptera; Drosophilidae. Bases 904 to 1359 code for a protein of 151 amino acids. The record is from RefSeq and is a predicted model, not a curated record. The transcript has 3 exons. Gene Ontology annotation, biological process: regulation of synaptic transmission, cholinergic; sleep; positive regulation of voltage-gated potassium channel activity.